Messenger RNA from Harmonia axyridis, 3173 nucleotides. RefSeq names its product transcription termination factor 2 (gene lds). Lineage: Eukaryota; Metazoa; Arthropoda; Insecta; Coleoptera; Coccinellidae. Bases 165 to 3086 code for a protein of 973 amino acids. The record is from RefSeq and is a predicted model, not a curated record. The transcript is spliced from 12 exons. Gene Ontology annotation, molecular function: ATP-dependent chromatin remodeler activity; ATP binding.
AUUAACGAACUUUAAAAGAAUUUUGAUUUCCAUUGUUUUUUUAACGUAUUGUUCAUGUGCUGUUAAUAAUAUUAACUUGCCCUCUAGGUUUUUCAUUUAUGCAGAACAACACAUCAUUUUAUAUUUCGAAUUGCUAAAUUAAAAAAAUCAUUAAAGUAAUAACAAUGAGCGGAGAAAUUUCGGAUAGUUCAGACUAUUCCACUGAUGAUAUUCCCAUAAUGAAAAAUAAAAAAAAUAUGGUAUGGGAUAGUACUGAUGAUGAAGAUAAUUCUUCAGUCAUGGAAUCAUCAGAACCUAAUGAUGUAAAAGUUCCCACUAAAACUGAUGGCAACAAUAUAAUUACUAGUACUCCAGAACGAUCGAUAUUUAUGGGAAGAAGCUCCUUUGGUACAUCUAUUAUUGAAAAAAAACCUGAUUCUCUUAUUAUAUCUGACACUGAUGAUGAACUCUCUGAAUCUGCAGUAUCAAAUAAGGCAGAAAAUGUUACUUCAAACUUGAUUAUAGUCAGUAGCAAAGAGAAUUCUUUUUCAACACCUCAACCUAAAAAAUCUAAUGCUUAUGAUACAAAAAAAUCUGAUAUGUUAAAAAUUCCUUCCGAAGAGGAAUUUAGGAAAAGGAAAUCUUUCAUGACACCUCAAGUAAGAAAACAGGUUGAUGAUGAUUCUGAUAGCUCUGAAAAAGAAGUUGAUUCUGAUAUUAUUGAUACUAGUCAAAUUCUUGAAGACUCUUUUGAACCAGAAACACCUAAAGCAUUUUAUGAUGAAGACAAAAAACAUUUUACGACUUCAAUUAAAAAGACUGAUACAUCUGCUGAAAAAGUGAAGGUACAAGUUAAAUUGGAUGAUAUUGUUAAGAAAAUGUCAUCAAAUGAUGUAGAGGAUAAGAUAAAAUGUAAAAGGACAGAAUACAAUGAACAGUUGAAGAUGAUUCAAACAUAUGAAGCAGAUUUAUUUAGAAUCAAGAAAACCAUGUCCAAUGUGAAUUUACCUGGCCUUCCUGAUAAGGGACAGCUUUUAAAAUCCAAGUUCGAAACAAUUAAAACCAAAUUUUUGGAAGCCCAAAAUCGACUGAAACAGAUGACUGUGGUUGAAGAGGAUGUGCCCGAAAAAAACAACACAGAGAAAACACCAUCCUUGAACGUUUGGAAUGACCUUGAAGCUGGUAUAGCCAUAGUGCAACCAAAAACUUUUGGCAAAAAAGGGUUGGAGAAUUUUCAAUCUCAAAAAGUUUUAACUUCUGAGAGUUUGGAGCAACUUCAUGGUUCAUUAAAAAAUUGCCCAAAGGAUGAUGUACUAGCAGAGGAGCCUAAAGGAAUCAAGGUCAGUCUUAUGGAACACCAGAGAAGAGCCUUAGCAUGGUUGUUGUAUAGGGAAACACAAAGGCCACCUGGAGGAAUUUUAGCGGAUGAUAUGGGUCUUGGAAAAACACUGACUAUGAUAUCUCUUGUUUUAAAAAAGACUAAACAUACUGAGGAAGAGGAUGAUGACAGGGAAGAGGAGGAAUCUUCUAAAAAAUAUAGAAAAUACAAUGGUGGCACUCUAGUGGUAUGUCCCGCAAGUCUUCUUAAUCAAUGGGCACAAGAGAUAGAUACUAAACUCAAGAGGGGUUUACUUUCUUAUAAUGUUUAUCAUGGCCCUAAAAGAGAGGUAAAACCCAAAAGAUUGGCAGAAUAUGAUGUUGUAAUCACCACAUACAGUAUUGUAAUGAACGAGAUUGACAAAGAAGGAGCUAUAUUCAGAGUUAGAUGGAAUAGAAUCAUUCUUGAUGAAGCACACACAAUUAGAAAUCACAAAGCCCAAACUUCUGUUGCCUGUUGCGAAUUAGCUGGUAAACACAGAUGGGCACUAACAGGGACACCUGUUCACAAUAAAGAGCUUGAUAUGUACGCUCUUUUAAAAUUUUUAAGAUGUUCACCUUUUGACGAUUUAGCGGUUUGGAAAAGGUGGGUAGGUGAUAAGGGAACUGGAGGUGGGGAAAGACUAAAUACUGUGAUUUCCACUUUGAUGUUGAGGCGUACAAAGGCCGAACUUAUGGAACAAGGAAAGCUGACUACUAUGCCUUCUCGUAAAUGGGAUCUGAUCCCAGUCAACUUGGACGAAAGUGAAAUGAGCUUGUAUCAGAAAAUCCUUCUCUUUUCACAGACUUUAUUCGCUCAGUUUCUGCAUCAAAGAGCAGAGAAAGGGCAAGAGAUCGUUAAUCUUAGAAAUUCAAAUGCUAUCCCAAACAAUGAAUAUGCGAAAAUGAGGAAAAAGCUUCUAACCAUGAAUCAAAUGAGAGAAGUUAACCAACAUGAAAUCUUGGUUUUAUUGCUUAGGUUGAGGCAAAUUUGUUGUCAUCCUUCACUAAUUGUAAAUAUGCUACAAGGAGAUGAAGAUUUAGGUGAAGAUGAUGAGACUGAAGGAAGGGAGGAAAUAAAUCUGCUGGAACAAUUGAACAAAUUGAAUUUAGAUGAUGAUCAGACGGGUUUUUCAGCAGAGGGUUUAUCAGAAGAAAAAGUCGGAUUCAAAGAGGCAACAAAGGGUAUUUUGAACCCAUCACAUCCAUUAUUUGCGAAAGAUCGUAUUAGUAGUAAAGUCAAAUCUGCCUUGGAUUUAAUUCCUAACAUUAUAGCAAGUGGCGAUAAAAUCAUUGUUGUUUCUCAAUGGACCAGUUUUUUGGAACUAUUUGGAUGGCAUCUUAAAGAAGCUGGUAUAAAAUUUACACAAUUAGAUGGUAGAGUUCCCACAGCAAAAAGAACAGAUAUGGUGAACAACUUCAAUGAUCCCAACAGUAGAGUAAAGAUUUUAUUACUUUCUUUAACGGCUGGUGGGGUAGGCUUAAAUUUAGUAGGAGCAAAUCAUCUUUUCCUAUUGGACUUGCAUUGGAAUCCGCAGUUAGAAAAACAGGCACAAGAUAGAAUAUACCGGAUGGGCCAGAAAAAAAACGUAUUUGUAUAUAAAUUCAUGACACAUGAAACUAUUGAGGAAAGAAUAAAAAACUUGCAAGAUGCUAAAAUUGCCAUAUCGGAGAGCAUGUUGACAGGAUCCAAAAUUGCAGUUGGUAAUAAACUCAGUUUACAGGACUUGAAAAUGUUGUUCAACAUGUAAUAUAAUUUUAAUGAUGUGAUAUUUACGCUGAGUUAAAGUUUAUGAAUAUUUUAAUUUAGUUCAAUAAAAUUUUUUACCAAUGUUAAA